ACACAUCAUCACGGUCAAAUGGAAGAACUUAUCUUCAAGAAAUAUUACGACGUAGUGUUGUUCUUCAGACAGAUAUUUGCUGAUUGUCAAAACGGCAAGGGCUAAGUGUUCAGUGCGCUUUCUUAAUUAACAAUUAUUGUGAGUAAAUGCGCUACGGGUUCUGUUUAUUUCAUAUCUGAGGUACUAAGACCAUAAUCCCUUUCUAUGAAGCAAUGUUAUUGUUUGAAGGACUAAAAGUAUUUUUAUUCAGUACUGUAAAUGAAAUUCUAGUGUGAAUAGGUACUUUUUGGCUAUUGUACUAUGCUUACCGGCCAGAAACUACUAAAGGUGGACCCACCACCAAUGGAUCCUAAAGAUUCUAAAUCGAGUGAUAUUUAUGAAACAGCUUUGAAUGUGGGAAAUGAUAACGAUAGUGAUUCCGAAAAUGUUGAUGGGUCAGGAGAUGUUUCUGAAAGAAGAUUAUCGCUUAGGAGAAAUAGCAUCUCUCUUCCGAAUUUAGAUGAUUUACAGACCCUUAAACAACACGUACAAAUCGCAGAGGAUGCAGAGGACGAUACGGACAGUGACUAUGAAAUGCCAACUAGUAGGACGCCUCUGCGUAAUGCUAGAAGGAAAUCUGUCACAAGCCCACCGAGAAUGCUUAAACCACCAGGUGAAGAUGAAUCCGGAAGUAAUUCGCCAGCUAAUUCAAUCACUUCAAUUAACUCGUUGGCGAGUUUGCUCAGGGAGAAAAUGCAGAUGCUCCCAGCAACACUUCGUAAGAAGAAAACUACCGAUUAUAAAACCCGUAUUUUCGUAGCUUUGCUCUUUAUAACAAUCGUCGUUUUAAUUUUCUGUGCAUACUUUUUGUACCACCAAAAAGUUCUCCAAAAAGCCUAUUUCCAAAAAAUCAAAUUCAAUAAAAUAAAACGUAUUAUGAAAAUAUAUAACAACGAAGGUGCUGAAAUUAUAAGAGCCAGAUUAGGAACUACUAUUAAUUAUGAUAAAGCAUUACCCUGCUUACCUAUCGACGAGAAACAUGACGGUAGCAUCUGUUCGGAAUGGAUGGGUCAUGCACGUCUUUAUAUGCAACACCACCAAUUUAAUUCAGAAGUGAAGUGUUACAAUUUCCAGUGGAUUUCUUUGAAGGAUUCUAUGGCACCAACCGAUUGUUUCGAAUUGUCGCAACCCAACGACCAUUGGUACGGUGGUGGACAAACGGCAGAAUCAGCUUGGCCUUUAGAAAACGGUAACCACGAUUUUGCACCUUUUAUCACAGGUCGUGUGGACAAACAUGAAUACGGUAACGUACUGAAACGGUAUUUUCUGAGUUCUAAAGGCGUGGCUAUUAUUGUGGACGAUCAGACGCCUCUAUACGUUUCAGUAGCAGGUGUUAACACUAAAGAGUUGUGUUUAAAGGCCCAAUACGACGACUUUGCUUAUGUAAAUCGAUUAAUGAAGACGGCGCAGUUGAAUUAUAGUAUUUGUACGAGUUCGGAUAUGAUGAAACUGCAUUCUAAUUUAGUCGAGAAUGCAUUAUGGGAUGGACUAAAACGGGAAGACAUGAAUGUGGUCAAUUCGUUGUUAACCGAACCACUGUGGGAAAUAACAUCGUCUUCUAAGAGCGAACUAACCGAGGAAACUAUUUCAAAUUACACAGACAAUGUUGUUAAUGUUUUAAGUUUUUUGAAAUUGGGCCACGUUUUGAUAAAUGAGUUUUGGCAGAAAAACGUUGGAGACUUUGAAGUUGAUUCUGAACGUUUCCCGGGACUAGAAGAAGUGAUAGAAAUAAUGCACAGACGCGGUUUUAGAAUAGUUUUUUCAAUUCAACCUUUUAUCUCUACAGAAAGUUUCAACUUUUACGAAGCCGUGAAAAAAAGGUUACUCGUUUCGGAAAGAUUUAGUGACAGAAGAAUUCCGGCACUAACAAGAUACAAAUCUUCGCAGAGUGCGGGAGUCUUAGAUGUUACCAAUGAUAGAACAAUCCCUUGGCUUGUAAACAAGCUGAAGUCAGUAUUAGCGAAAUAUAAAUUUGACGCAUAUUAUUUAGAUUUAGGUACCGCGUAUAACAUGCCCCACUACUAUCAAUGUGAAAAACCUUUGAUCAACCCAGAUCAGUACAAGACGUUUUUUAUAAAUAGUCUACAAAGUGGAGUUAGUUUGUUUGGUGUCAAUAGCGCCGUUGAGCGACCAAAACCACCAACUUUUGUUUCUUUGCCUCAGUUUGAAUCAUCGUGGGAAGGUUUGCGUAGGGUAAUUCCCACUAUACUUACCUAUGGAUUGCUGGGUUACCCUUUCCUAAUCCCUGGUGCUGUUGGUGGCGAUGUAGAAGCUCCAGAAACUCUCUUUUACGCUAACUAUAGUUCUGAACUGCUUCCUGAUAAAGAACUAUACAUUCGAUGGUUACAGUUGGCUACCUUUUUGCCAGUUAUUAGAUAUACUCAUCUGCCUAGCACGUUUGGCGAUGACAGUGUUUUAGAUAUGGCGAAAACCCUGACAUCAUUGAGAGAAAGUAAAGUUACACCGCUUUUAAAAAAAUAUGCUAAAACUUCUCUUGAUACUGGCCUUCCACUUAUACGACCUUUAUGGAUGUUAGAUUACAAUGACACAGCGUGCCAUGUAGUUGCUGAUGAAUUUUCGAUAGGUGAUGAUUUAAUUGUAGCACCUGUUUUGUAUUCAGGUGCUAGAGAAAGAGAAAUUUAUCUUCCCGCUGGUGUGUGGAAGGACGGGAUUGCUGGUAGCUUGCGAAAAGGAAGCCGAUGGAUCCAUGAUUAUAAAGUGGAACAAGAACAAGUUGCAUACUUUGAAAGGAUGCCGGAUAACACCAGAUUUUGAUAUGUACGGCUUAAUUAACCGCACAUAAAAAACGUACUAUUUUCGUUUUAGGGAACUCAGUGACGCUUAUUCUUUAAAUAUUGUAUACUUGAAUAAAUAUUUGUACGAUUUUA
Zophobas morio is the source of this 2927-nucleotide messenger RNA. RefSeq names its product myogenesis-regulating glycosidase. Lineage: Eukaryota; Metazoa; Arthropoda; Insecta; Coleoptera; Tenebrionidae. The coding region runs from base 301 to 2814 and encodes 837 amino acids. Gene Ontology annotation, biological process: carbohydrate metabolic process. The record is from RefSeq and is a predicted model, not a curated record. The transcript has 6 exons. Gene Ontology annotation, molecular function: hydrolase activity, hydrolyzing O-glycosyl compounds.